Bombus terrestris (buff-tailed bumblebee) is the source of this 2663-nucleotide messenger RNA. RefSeq names its product small nuclear ribonucleoprotein Sm D3 (gene SmD3). NCBI's taxonomy places the organism in Eukaryota, Metazoa, Arthropoda, Insecta, Hymenoptera, Apidae. The record is from RefSeq and is a predicted model, not a curated record. Gene Ontology annotation, biological process: RNA processing; spliceosomal snRNP assembly. Bases 2103 to 2531 code for a protein of 142 amino acids. The transcript is spliced from 2 exons. Gene Ontology annotation, molecular function: RNA binding. Gene Ontology annotation, cellular component: catalytic step 2 spliceosome; spliceosomal tri-snRNP complex; U2 snRNP.
ACGUACAUACACAUACAUAACACACGAUGAACAUAAUGUCUAUGGACAAUAUAUUAUUAUGUGUACAGAGUGAGACUUUCUCGGUCGUCACAAUUUUCCAAUUUUUGUAAUCGUCGUAUGAAAAACAAAAACAAAAAAAUGUUAUAAAUAAAAAUCGUAUUGUUUCAAUAUGAACUACUAACUAAAAAAAAUCUCACAUUAGCCGAGGUUUCACAACAAAUUGUCUUUUAUUUUAUUUUCACAAAUGUCAGAAUAUUUCAAUUCAAAUUUUUUUUAUCUUCGGUCGUUUGUCGGUUGGCAACAUUGAUAAAUUGUUUUAACGUCAUGAUUCAUUUAAAAGAAAGAUAAAAUUUAACCUACAAAACAAACAUUAAAUAUUGUUUUUUAUGUAAUGCAUCAUAAAGAAAUCAUACGAUUAUUAUUUAACAUUUUGCAUGACGGGAAAAUCUUAAUGACUGUUGGAGGGAAAAUUUAAAAUAGUCCUUGCAAAUUGUUUUCUUCAGAUUGGUUGCGCAGUGAUACAUUUUCGUUCUGACGCGCACCUUAGAGGAAAAGAGAGGGAAUAAUGUGUCAACUAGAUUGAAGCGACGUGUAAAAGAGAAGGUACGCACACCGAUUAUCAAUAAUAUCGACGGAAUGGUUGCCUUCAGGCCUUCAUCCUAUUUUAGGCAUAGCAUAUUUUUCUAAGAUUGUAACACGAUAUCGGGGAGUAGAAUCUUGCCUAUAACGAAUGAAUGACACUUGCGUAGACACACACAGAGAAAGAGAGGGAGAGAAAGAAUAAAUAUGUGAGAGUAUGAAUGGUUGAGUGAAUGUUUGGAAGAAAAUUAAUUUCGAGAUUGGUAAAAAAAAGUACGUAUAUGGAACUGGGAAAAUGACGUGGAUAAAAACAGAGCGACGUGUUCGUACUCGGCUGACUAUACAUAUUAAGGACGUAAACGAUGCUUGUAAUUAUUACAUGAUUGAUAUUAGUAUAAUUAAGCGAUUAAAAGGAAAGAAGUGAGACGUCGACUUUAAUAUAUUAUGUAUCAAUUUAACGAUUUUACCAUCCUUUUGACAAGAACACAUUUAGAUACAAUAUCUUAGGUUCUUUCGUAGAUGGGAAAGAAAAAAUUAUCUCUCUUGGUGUAUUAUUCGUUUCUACGCCUAUGAUCCAUAACGAAAUUCCUCCUCUAAUUCUUUCGUUUUCACGUAACUCCUUCUUACUGCAAUAAAUCUGUCUUUUGAUCGUCAGUAUCGAUCUUUAUCCCGAUGGUUCUUCACCAUUUAUAAUUAUAUAGUUGAUUAUAUUUAUGUAUAUUUAACAAACAAAAAUAUAUAUAAAUUUAACACCCUGGCGAAAGAUAAGGCAGAUGAAGUUAUUUGGCAUUCGACCAAACUUCCUCAAAUUGAUAUCGCAUGUAAUUUUGAACACGAGGUCUGCCAUUUUUUUUCACCGAUUCGAUGUAAUCUAUAGGUCGAACGAAUUAGUGAUCAUUUUCUUAAAGCGAAUUUUAGCGAUUAAAUAAAAAAAGUGAUGCAAUUUUAGGACAAUAAGACACAUAUAGAAGACACGAAAUAAGUUUCUGUGUUUAGCCAAAUCAAGUAAUGUAAAGUUACAUGAAUUUUGCGAGAACCUAGUUUGACGAUUAUUCCACAUUGUUUUAUCAUAAAGUUGGUAGCACUUCGAUAAGUUAAUGACCAAUAAAUAUAUGAUUAUUUAAAAAUGGAAAAUAGAGAGCUGUUGCGAUCUUCUUUUUCUAUGAAGAACAAAAAUUACACAUUAGUGCGAAAGUAUUUAGACGAAUUAAUUGAUUUCUUCUAUUACUUCAAAUCAUCCUCUGUGCUUCUAAUUUCUAUUUUUAAUAAGUAUUUAAUCAUGAAGUAAGAAUUGUGUUCUGCUCGCGCCUCCCGUUUGUAAUUGUAUUCAAUGCGCAUGCGCGAGAGAAACUCCAUCUAUGAUGGUCGAAUUAAAGCAAGCGAUUAGUAUAAACGCUUGCACCUAGAGGAGAGGUUAUAGUGUGCAUUUAUAAUUUCUUUAUUUCUUUCAACAUUUCUGACUAUUUUGAAUCAAUUAAGUAAUAUUUUGUGCUUGUUAUUGGAAUUAUAAAAAGUUCGCCAAAAUGUCGAUCGGAGUACCGAUAAAAGUACUCCACGAAGCGGAAGGCCAUACCAUAACCUGUGAAACAAAUACUGGCGAAGUAUAUCGCGGCAAAUUGAUAGAAGCUGAGGAUAAUAUGAACUGUCAGAUGCAAAAUAUCACUGUAACUUAUAGAGACGGCCGUGAGGCGCAGUUAGAGAAUGUUUAUAUUAGAGGCUCAAAAAUUAGAUUUCUUAUUUUACCAGACAUGUUGAAGAACGCACCAAUGUUUAAGAGACCGGGAGGCAAAGGUUCGGGAACUGCAGGCAGAGGCAAAUCAGCUAUUUUACGUGCCCAAGCUCGUGGAAGAGGUAGAGGUCAAAAUCAAAGAGGUAGAGGCACAGGUUCUGCACCUUGGCUAAAUCAACAAAAUCAGCCCGGAGGAUCUCAAGCAGGAAGAGGGCGAGGUUAAAUUAUAAAAUGAUAAAGGACAUUACAUUAAGAAAAAGAUAAAUAAACCCAAUUUAAGACCAACUUUUUAUAUUGUUCAUAACAAAUGUUUUCUCAAUUUCCACUUGAUUAGAAAUAGAAAUAUUUAAAUAAA